This is a messenger RNA of Saprolegnia parasitica CBS 223.65, 720 nucleotides long. RefSeq lists its product as hypothetical. The transcript has a single exon. Lineage: Eukaryota; Oomycota; Saprolegniomycetes; Saprolegniales; Saprolegniaceae. The record is from RefSeq and is a predicted model, not a curated record. The coding region runs from base 230 to 703 and encodes 157 amino acids.
UCAACGUGCGGCGUCCUCAUCAAUGGGACCUCGCGAGAGCCAUGGACCUUGGUCCGCGCUGGUAGCAGGUGCGCCUAUAGCGCGCGGUGUCGUGACGUGGCAGCAAGUCUGUUUUACGAGCUAGCCACGCUCAUUGGCUCGUGCGAGGUUGGAGUUUGGCAAUCCGUAGGACAAUCCGUGCCUCGGCUGGGACACGCCGUUGCGGAUCUUCAUUCUGCAAUUAUUGCCCAUGACGUCCCCCGACGCGGAAGCCAUUCCGAGCGUCCUGCGCGACGUGUAUCUUUUUCCUCUCCUCGCAUCGUUCCAGGACGGUGUCGACCUGCGCGUCCGAGCAGCGUUCGCGUCGUGGCGGCUCGUGCAGCGGCGCGUGCUCGAUCUGUGGUGCCCGACGUUUGGCUGGCUCGCGCCAAGCGAGGGCGCCGCUGCGCCGCUUCGCAUAAAGCAGAACGCCCACUGCUCCAUUGUCCACUGCGAUCCGACGGGCAAGGUUGAGGCCGUCCGUUCGGCCGUCUAUGACAUGCUGUGGCAGCCCAGCUACGUCUUGUAUGCGGCGAUUGCGUCUGGCGAUAUCGACCUCGUGCAACGUCUCGGCCGCUGCCGCCCGGCACUCUUCUCGCAACGAGCGAUCGACGUCGCCGAGCACUAUGCGCAGCGAGAUAUUGCCGCGCUCGUAGCGCGCCACGUCAAAAUAAUGGAUCCGUAAUCGAAACCGAUGACUGU